CACGGCCCCCGCGGCAGCCGCUGUUGCUGCUGGGGCGCGGCUCUGCCCUGCUUCCGCCUUAAGAGGGGCUGCGUGAGGCGCGGGUCCCGGGGCGAGAGGCUUCCGCCCCGUCUGCGCGGCGCGGGCCUGCUGUGGGAGGUGACUCGCAAUGGAGUGUCCUGUCUAGAGCGGCGCGGCUGCCGGCGUAGAGAUGCGAUAGUAUCUCCUGGGCCCGGUAGUGGUGGGGACGCACCCUCGGAUGCUGUAUUCAGUUUUGACACCCUCAACCUCCCAGCAUUUUGGUGCUGGAGCGGAGCUGACGAAGUAUUUAGAACGCAAGUCUCCUGAGGAGUGGCUGAGGGAGCUGGAGCUUCAUCAUCGGUAGUCGUUGUGAGUUCCCUCAGAGAAAGGCUGUGGCUGCCAGAUUUACUCGCGUCGCAGAGUGUCGCUCUCAGCGCCAGUUACCGUAUUUACCUCGUGUUCGCGCCCAGCCACCUGACACCGGAGGCGGUUCCUUCUCGGCCUUUUUGCGCGGCCGCUGUCGCUUGUUUUUGAUCGUGUGUCGGCGCCGUAGGGAGCUCCCCGCCUCCUGUGGCCCUGCUGCCGGGCACUACCGUGAGCGCCGGCAUGGAUUACCGUGCGAUAGGGAUGAGCCAGAUCGUGCCCGGGCAGUUCGACGAUGCGGAUUGCUCCGACGGUGAACUUAGUGAAGAAACAGAAACAGCUAAAGAAGGUGAGGUCACUGAGAACUGCCAGUCAUGCCUCUGCAAAGAAUUUAACAUCGAGGAAGGAGAUGGUGAUGAUGACAAUGAUGAGGAUGAGGAAGAAGAUGAAGACUGGGACUGGGAUGAUGAAAUGGGAAGACUGAUGAAGCGCCCCAAUGCUGCUGGUGGACGCAAUCCACAGGCCAAUAGACAGACUCCUAACUGUUAUUCAGCAAAAAUGUCUACCCCUACCGACAAGGCUUUAAGGAAAUUUGAACAUAAAAUUAAUCUAGAUAAGCUAAAUUUUGAUGACUCUGUUAUAAAUAGAGUCACAGAAAAGUCUAGACAGAAGGAAGCAGACAUGUACCGAGUCAAAGACAAAUCAGACAGAGCAACAGUAGAACAGGUGUUGGAUCCAAGGACCCGAAUGAUUCUGUUCAAGAUGCUCACUAGAGGCAUCAUAGCAGAAAUCAAUGGCUGCAUCAGCACAGGGAAAGAAGCAAAUGUCUACCAUGCCACUACUGCCAUCGGAGAGAACAGAGCCAUAAAAAUUUACAAAACCUCCAUCCUGAUGUUUAAGGAUCGGGAUAAGUACGUGACUGGUGAAUUCAGAUUCCGGCAUGGCUAUUGCAAAGGCAACCCCAGAAAAAUGGUGAAAACGUGGGCUGAGAAAGAAAUGAGGAAUUUAAUAAGGUUGAAUACAGCCCAGAUACCUUGUCCAGAGCCAAUUAUGCUGAGGAGUCAUGUGCUAGUGAUGGGAUUUAUUGGUAAAGGUGAUAGGCCUGCUCCUCUGCUGAAGAAUGCUCAGUUAUCUGACUCCAAAGUUCGGGAGCUGUACCUGCAAGUUAUCCACUACAUGAGGAGAAUGUACCAAGAUGCCAGACUUGUUCAUGCAGAUCUCAGUGAAUUCAAUAUGCUGUACCACAGUGGGGAUGUGUACAUCAUUGAUGUGUCUCAGUCUGUGGAGCAUGACCACCCCCAUGCCCUGGAGUUCCUGCGAAAGGAUUGUGCCAAUGUUAACGACUUUUUCCAGAAGCACAAUGUUGCAGUGAUGACUGUACGGGAGCUGUUUGAGUUUAUUACUGAUCCUUCUAUCACUAGCCAGAACAUUGAUGACUACCUCUCAAAAGCAAUGGAAAUAGCAUCAAAAAGAACAGAAGAGGAAAGAUCCAGUCAAGAUAAAGUGGAUGAGGAAGUGUUUAAGAAGGCUUACAUACCUCGAACUCUGACAGAGGUUAAAAACUACGAGAGAGAUGUGGAUAUAAUGAUGAAACUGAAAGAGGAGGAUAUGGCAUUGAAUAUUCAGCAAGAUAAUAUUCUCUACCAGACUGUUACAGGACUGAAGAAGGAUUUGUCUGGUGUUCAGAAGAUUCCUGCACUUCUUGAGGAGAAGGCAUGCUGCUCAGAAACAGAUUCUGAUGAUGAUAGUGGUGCCUCAGAGGAUGCUGAUUCAGGCUGCAAAGAAUUUGUACAUCCCAAAGAUAAGCCUACUGAAGUCAGCGUGGAUAAAAAGGAAAGGAAAAAGAUGGUUAAAGAAGCCCAAAGAGAGAAGAGAAAAACCAAAAUCCCAAAGCACGUGAAGAAGAGGAAAGAAAAGACUGCAAAAAUGAAGAAAGGCAAAUAAAAUGAGCUUUGGCUUGGAGGGGGGAGGGGAUGGUUUGUUCUGGGCAAUUUAGUCAAUGUCUUUUUAAUUUUUACCAAAGGCAAAAAAAAAUCCUUUAUUUCUAUA
Molecule: messenger RNA, 2412 nt
Organism: Pogoniulus pusillus (Red-fronted tinkerbird)
Lineage: Eukaryota; Metazoa; Chordata; Aves; Piciformes; Lybiidae
Gene: RIOK1
Product: RIO kinase 1
Exons: 17
Coding region: 607-2307 (566 amino acids)
Biological process (GO): maturation of SSU-rRNA
Cellular component (GO): preribosome, small subunit precursor; cytosol
Molecular function (GO): protein serine/threonine kinase activity; ATP binding
Source: RefSeq, a predicted model, not a curated record